This is a messenger RNA of Paramecium pentaurelia, 862 nucleotides long. The record is from the annotation of a GenBank genome assembly. Lineage: Eukaryota; Ciliophora; Oligohymenophorea; Peniculida; Parameciidae.
AUGUAAUAAUUAAUCUCAAAAGAAGAUAUUAACACAUAUCUAAAAGGUAUUGGACUACCAAUUGAUAUUAAAUUGUCUGUUUCAGUUGAAACAUUAUAUCUCAUAACUAAUAAGCAGAUAAUAUACAAUUAUUAUUAAAAUGCUGAAUUACAUUUGAAAGAAUUGAAACCAAUUUCACUAGAAUUUGUUGAUAUAUUAUAGAGACUAUGUGUUCAAAGAAGAGGUGGUCUUUGUUAUGAACAUGAACUUCUACUUUAUUAUGUUCUUAAACAUAUAGGAUUUUAGGUGGAAUUGAUUAGAUGCUAGGUUAGAGAGAUAGGUAGUCUAUACAAUCCAGAUCUUUAGAGUACACAUGCAUUUUUGUAUGUUCAAAUUGGAGAUGAGACAUUUUUAUUGGAUCCAGGAUUUGGAACAAGAUCUUAUAGAUUCCCGAUUAAAGUAAAUUUUUAGAAUUUAUCCCAAACUUAUGAAUUAUUUGAUUAAGAACAUUAUAGAAUUCAAGAAAAUGAGACACAUUAUUAAUUUUAACAUUAUAUUGAUGAUAAUUGGGUAACCUAUUAUGAUUUUGAGAAGCCAUUAAAAUUUUGUUCUGUAUAAGAUAUUCACAAUGAUUAUUUAAAUUUAUUUACUAGCAAAUAGUUUUUAGGUAUCAGAGACAACAGAUUUGUGAUUUGUAGAAAUACAGAAUAUGGGAAAAUUCAAUAUUUAUGGUUUAGAUUAGAAAAAGAAUUUACUGCAUUUAAGAAAGUCUUGAAAUUUAAUGAAUGUAGUAAAGUAGUAUUUAAAUCAUAUUAUGAAUUAAAAGAGGAUGUUAAGAAUGAAGUAGGUUUAGAAUUACCUGAUUAUGAAUUACUAAGAUGAA